Messenger RNA from Cricetulus griseus (Chinese hamster), 1246 nucleotides. The record is from RefSeq and is a predicted model, not a curated record. NCBI's taxonomy places the organism in Eukaryota, Metazoa, Chordata, Mammalia, Rodentia, Cricetidae.
UUGCCAGAUGGCAUGAUUGGGCAAGGAGCUUCUACUUAAGGGCUUUCGGAAGCUGAUGUAGAAGCUGAAGAGAAGCUGAUGUAUAAGGUUCCUGAGUAAACUGCUUGAAGAAGAGUUGUGGUCGUGUUUCUCUUGCUGGUCAAGAUAGAUGCUAAUGAGUGGUGGCCCGUACGGGGAACCUCCUCUGAUGAACGGCUCAGAACUUCUUGCAGUCAGGGCAGUCGACUGCUAAGUCCCAGAACAAAGCAGGACAGAGCUAUCAUGAGUCCCUCGAUUUUCAAAUGAUCAAAGCCCUUUCUGAGUCUGUGAGUACUUACGGGAUGACUGCAGCCUUUACCACGGCGCAGGUGGAAGCUCUCAUUCGCCAUUGCAUGACUCCAAGUGAUUGGAUGAGUUUAGUACGAGCUUGCUUAACCCCAGGGCAAUAUUUAGACUGGAAAGCCUUCUUAAUAGAGUUUGCCAAUGAGCAGGCUGCCAUUAAUCGAGCAACAGAAAACACAGCCUGGGAUGUGGACAUUUUGCUGGGGCAGGGUUGGUUUGUUCAGCAGCAAACAGGAUACCCAUUACAGUUCUUCAAGCAGAUCAAUUUCAUAGCAACUCGAGCCUGGAAAUCAUUGCCCAAUAAAGGAGAAGUGAGUGGCAAUCUUACUAAGAUCAUUCAAGGCCCCAUGGACAUUCUGUUAACUAGUAAUGAGUUGAAAUUGCUACACUUAGCAUAUGGAGAUUUGGUAAAGACCUUGGAGAGGAAGGGAUUAUACAUAGUCCCAAAAAAGGUCCAGCAGGGUAGUAUUAUCAACAAUUUAGGAGCUAAGAUAAAUAGAGAUUGUGUUGUGCCACAAAAAUAACGAUUAGAUUAGAUACAUUACAAGACUGGGUGUGGUGUUUAUGUAAUUGGGGAGAUCUCCCAGUUGUUUGUCAAUUUAUACCAGAAUCACCUCAAAUAGUGGAAUUCCAAAUAGUUCUUGAAGUGUUUAAAAGGGUCCCUGAGGCCUUCAAUUUGAUCUCAGAUUCUAAUUACGUGGUUAAUCUGGUUAAGGAUUUAGAAGAGUCUGGAAAAAUAAAGGUAAAUAGUCCCAUUCAAAUUAUGUGAACCAGCUACAAGAAAUUAUUUGGAAGGGCUGGCAACCCUUUUAUAUUCAGCAUAUUAGAGCGCAUACUGGUCUGCUUGGAGCAAUUAGUAAAAUGAAUGAUUUAAUGGAUAAAUGUACCAGAAUGCAGUUUGCAUUUGCCUCCCUUCCAUUGGAUA